Messenger RNA from Hymenoscyphus albidus, 1838 nucleotides. NCBI's taxonomy places the organism in Eukaryota, Fungi, Ascomycota, Leotiomycetes, Helotiales, Helotiaceae. The record is from the annotation of a GenBank genome assembly.
GGUGAGUGUACGGGGCUUUGGCGGCAAUCACGAGCUCACUUCUUGUGUUGUUUCACUACGGACUCCCCACACCCAUCCUACCUCACCUCAACAUACCUAGGUUCUCAACGAACGGACUGAAUACAUCGGUGUUGAUUUGAACCUCUAGCUAUUCGAACCUCAUCAUAUCUGUUCCCCAAAUAGCCAUUUCCUCGCCAAAAUACCCAUCUCCUCACGACAAUGGGUGCCAAUCAAUCUACCAUGCCCAUGGACAACGAGAAGCUUAUCGUUGAGCGUCUUCGAGCUAUGCAACUCCAGGACCAGUCGGCCGAUAAGGUUGAUAGCGAGUAUGUACAUGUUGAUGAGAAGGCUGUGGGUAGGAAGACGAGGACUAGAGCUCCUUGGACGACGUUGUCGAUUGAGGGCAUUGUGGGAUGGGAGGAGGAGUUGUUGAGGGAUGAUAAGAAUAAGUUGGUCUUCCCUGUCCAUUUCCUGAUAGCCUUUUACGCCGGAAUGAAGAGGGCUCGAGAUGUAGAAACAGAAAUGGCUGAUCUUCUUCCAGACUUGCACUCUCAGCGUUGAGCUCUGCGGAUCCAAUGAGUGUUCUUACCUCGAGAGCUACGACUAUCAAGGAUCAGCAGAUCUUCUCGGUCAAGAUCCCUUUCGAGGGAGCCCCGAUUACGAAUCAACGAUCCAGUGGAAGGUGUUGGUUAUUUGCUUCUACCAAUGUCUUCCGAGUUGCUUUGAUGAAGAGACAUUCGCUUGAUAAAUUCGAGCUCUCGCAGGCAUACCUCUUCUUCUACGAUAAACUCGAAAAGUCAAACUACUUCCUCGAACAGAUCCUCGAUACCUCGGGCGAGGACCUUGAUAGUCGGUUGGUGCAGACCUUGUUGGGUGAUCCGGUUAGUGAUGGGGGUCAGUGGGAUAUGGUAUAUAAUCUCGUGAAGAAGUAUGGUCUUGUUCCCCAGGUUCUGUACCCGGAUAGCUUUAAUGCUCAAUCUUCUGGUGCUAUCAACCAGUUGAUUACCACCAAGCUUCGAGAGGACGCCUUGAAACUUCGGGCUAUGGCAACAGCUGGUACGAAGAGUAGCAAAGAAGUUGCAGCAGCCAAGGAGAAGAUGGUGAGGGAGAUCCAUCUCAUCCUCACUCUCACCCUUGGUCCUCCUCCCUCUCCCGACAACGAGUUCACAUGGAAUUACUUGGAUAAAUACGGGCAAGCACAGGAGAUCAAGACGACGCCUAUUGCGUUUGCAAAAGAGCUUGAGACUCCAAAGUCGAUCCGUAUUACCAACUCUACCGUCCAUGAUAUGUUUUCCCUCGUCAACGACCCGAGAAAUGAGUACAACACCCUCCUCACCGUCAGCAGACUAGGCAAUAUCGUCGGCGGUCGCGGUAUCACAUAUGUCAACGUCCCCAUGGAAACCAUGAAAGCCGCCUGCAUCAAGAUGCUCAAAGCAGGCCUACCAAUCUUCUUCGGUUCCGAUGUAGGGAAGUACUCCACCUCCUCAUCGGGUAUCAUGGACACCUCUCUCAUCGACUACGAACUCGGUUUCAACAUCCGUCUCGGCAUGAAGAAAGCCCAAAGAUUGAUGACGGGAGAGAGUGCCAUGACCCACGCUAUGGUCUUGACAGCCGUGCAUCUCGAUGAGAGCGGGAAGAGUGUCCGAUGGAGGGUCCAGAAUAGUUGGGGCACGGGCGCGGGCAGUGAUGGGUGGUUUGUCAUGAGCGAUGCGUGGAUGGAUGAGUUUGUUUACCAGGCGGUUGUGGAGCCUAGGUUUGUGGAGAAGAGUGUUAGGGAUGUGCUUAAGUCUGAGCCGAAGGUCUUGCCCAGGUGGGAUCCUCUUGGUGCUUUGGCUUAG